AUGGUUUCCUUCCCAUACUUUACAUCAGAUCCAAAGCUUCGGCGCAUAGAAUGAGCAAACUGAAGAAGCAAGGGGAUGGAUGGGGAACCGACGGAGGGAGGCACAGAGUGAGCCCCGCUGGGGGUGGCGGGGCUGUGGGGCUGUGGCCUCCAGGGCUCCCCGGGUCACGGGGGCAGCUCUCACCCGUGCUUUCCUCUCCGGCUUGUCCUCGCAGGCGAGACGGCGGCCAGCUCCAUGCAUUCGUCCCGUUACCCGAGCCCGGCCGAGCUGGACGCCUACGCCGAGAAGGUGGCCAACAGCCCACUGUCCAUCAAGAUCUUCCCCACCAACAUCCGGGUGCCCCAGCACAAGCACCUCGGCCGCACCGUCAACGGCUAUGACACGAGCGGCCAGCGCUACAGCCCCUACCCGCAGCACGCCGCCGGCUACCAGGGCCUGCUGGCCGUCGUCAAGGCUGCUGUGUCCUCCUCCGGCUCCGCCGCACCCGCCGGGCCCGCCAAGAGCGUGCUCAAGAGCGCCGAGGGCAAGCGGACCAAGCUGUCGCCGGCCGCUGUGCAGGUGGGCAUCGCGCCCUACCCAGUGCCCAGCACUCUGGGGCCCCUGGCCUACCCCAAGCCCCCCGAGGCACCCGCCCCGCCACCCGGCCUGCCCGCGGCUGCCGCCACCGCCGCCGCCGUCAUACCCCUGCCUGGCCGCAGCCUGCCCCUGCCGCCUUCCAACCUGCCCUCCAUCCACAGCCUCCUCUACCAGCUCAACCAGCAGUGCCAGGCCCCGGGCGCCGCGCCCGCCGCCUGCCAGGCCGUAGCCGGUCCGCACCCCAGCCCGGCCAAGCACGGCCCCGUGCCCAGCUUCCCCGGCAUGGCCUACUCGGCCGCCGCUGGCCUGCCCGACUGCCGGAAAGGCACCGAGCUGGGCCAGGGGAGCACAGCGGCCUUGACGUUGGCGGGGGCCACCAAGCCUGCAGGGUAUGCGGACGGGGGCCUGGAUUACCUGCUGUGGCCGCAGAAGCCGCCCCCACCGCCCCCCCAGCCGCUGCGGGCCUACAGCGCCGGCACCGUGGCCAGCAAGUCCCCCGAGGCCUGCGGGGGACGGGUGUAUGAGCGGGCCAGCGGGUCGCCCCUCACCUGCGGCAUGGGGCUGCCCACCGGCUUCACCGUGGGCCAGUACUUCGCCGCCCCCUGGAACAGCGUGCUGGUGACCCCCACCAGCGAUUGCUACAACCCGGCGGCAGCUGUGGCAGUCACCGAGCUGGGGCCGGGGGCGGCCCGGGAGCUGGCGGGGCCCCCCGUGGAGGCGCUCUCGGGCCUGCCCAGCAAGAGCGUGUGCAACACGGCGGCGCUGAGCAGCAGCCUGCAGUCACUGGAGUAUCUCAUCAACGACAUCCGGCCGCCCUGCAUCAAGGAGCAGAUGCUGGGCAAGGGCUACGAGACUGUGGCGGUGCCCCGGCUGCUCGACCACCAGCAUGCCCACAUCCGCCUGCCGGUCUACAGAUAAGGCCCGCCCGGCGGCUGCACAGAAGGACGGACAGGGCGCCGAGAGGGGAGGCAGGCCGCGGAACAGGGUGGGCGGUGCCCAGGGGUGCCCGGCCUCGCCCUGUGCCCGAGUGCCCGCGGAUGCCCACAGGGAAGCCAGGCUGGCUGCUGCCUUGUGGCCACGUGAUGGGGAGUAGCAGGGCGACCUGGCUCCCCGUGGCCCCUCCCUGCCAUCGGCUGCCCUAGGACACGGGGAGGGCCCAGGGCAGCCGCUGGCGUCCACCACUUCUCCAUCCAAGCUGGUGGAGGCAGGGAGAGAGAAACCACUUUAAAACAGGAAUGGUUCUUCCUGGCUUUCCCAGGAGAGGAGCUCAGGCCAGGGUGGGAUACAGGAAGAAAUGUGACGGU
Molecule: messenger RNA, 1880 nt
Organism: Ailuropoda melanoleuca (giant panda)
Lineage: Eukaryota; Metazoa; Chordata; Mammalia; Carnivora; Ursidae
Product: protein FAM222A
Exons: 1
Coding region: 235-1494 (419 amino acids)
Source: RefSeq, a predicted model, not a curated record